AUGCUGGCCGGGACCGAGAUCCUAUUCAUCAACAAGACCGCUCGGUCAGGCAAGCUGUCGAGAAGUCGAGGAGCGGAACGGGCACGCAUAUACAGCCACGUUCAACGUGGCCCCCACAAUCAGGCUCCGCUGAAGACCCCCAAGCCGGACGAGGUGCUGUACCAGCUGCCUGACUCGUGGCCAAUAGAGCCGGUUCUGGGAGGAUCGAAUAGCCCGCCGAUAGGUCGCCAGAAGCAGCGAUCUCCAUUGAGCGCACGCAAGGCAAAGGGCGAGGUACGAACGGAUAAUGCAGCAGAUGCCCUGCAGGCCCUGCAGCUUUCGCCAGAGCCACAGAAGCUAGCGCCGCUGAAUACUCUGAGUGGAGGAGUCGGAGAUCCCUUCGACAGCCUUAAGGCGCCCAUGAGCCCGUACAUGGAGGACCUGUUCAAAUUUUACAGCAGUGAUGUCGUGCCUCGCAUCUUUCCGAUAAAAGAGGUCGCCAAAACCGCUCGACUUUACACUCUCACGCAAGCCUUCGAAGACCCACUCCAGCGCGAUACGUUGCUAUGUACCACGUCUGCGGCAAUCUAUGCCGAUAGUGGUGUCACUCGGCAUGGCAUCGCCGCAAUGACCUUCAAAGGCAAGGCGCUUGCGAGUCUUCAAAGUCGGCUUGCACUUCGCAAACGAAGCAAAGCGACCACCUUCUCAAGCAUGUACGCGGUGGCGUUGUUGCUCUUCGUCGAGUGCCUUCUUGGCAACGAGGCCGACUUGGAAGCGCACAUAGCAGGGCUGAAACAGCUCGUAGACGACUCCGACAUCCAGCUUGUCGACAGUCCUCUCUGCAUCUUCGCGACACUUUUUGCCUGUAGCUAUCUCGGCGCAGCAUUGCUGGACGUUGCUCCGAGUCUUAAACCAAUCCAUUUCAGCGAUCCGAAUCAACUUUCCGAAAAGGCUCAGAUAGAGCUGCAUGGCGUUCUCAAUGGGCCAUCACCAAUGGCGCCUCAACUUCUCGGCAAAUACGCAGAUUUCCUUGGCCCUGCACUAUUGGAGGUGGCGACUGAGCAGCGGACCGUGAUGCACUUCCGCUGUAUCUGCGGGCGUGGCGUUUACGAUCCAUCUCCAGCAGACGUGCAGUACAUCUACGGCCAAGAAAUGUCGGUGGAAUACCAGCUGACGGCAUUGCGGGCGGACAAGACACUCUCACCGGCUCAGCAUGCCGUAAGGCUUGCUCUGUUCGUCUUUUCGCAGCCUUUCAUUCUGGUGGCUAAGCCGAAUGCUGCUUUCUGUCGCGCCAUGACAAAGCGAAUGAAGAACUGGCUGGAAAAGUCCGACUUGGUCGAUCUUUGGGCGCCAAGAUGCGAUCUGUUGUUCUGGGUGCUCUUCGUCACGGCGCAUAUCUCGAUUGGAGAAGCAGAGUGGCCAUGGGUGCUGUCCUAUCUGUCUACAUUGAUCAGCUUUCUUGGUCUGCAGUCGGUUGAAGAGAUGGAGAAACUUUUGACUGGCUUUUACUACAAUCCGCUGUUUUUCAGAGUAACGGCGGAGAAGAUUUGGGCGGAGCAUGAGAUCUUUAUGUCAUCUAAUGACCUUCGACAUUGA
Messenger RNA from Zasmidium cellare ATCC 36951, 1575 nucleotides. RefSeq lists its product as uncharacterized. The coding region runs from base 1 to 1575 and encodes 524 amino acids. The transcript is spliced from 3 exons. Lineage: Eukaryota; Fungi; Ascomycota; Dothideomycetes; Mycosphaerellales; Mycosphaerellaceae. The record is from RefSeq and is a predicted model, not a curated record.